UCUGACGUGAUCAUCUCUAUUGUUGUCCGAUUCCUUGCACUCGUAAAGCGUAAUUUUCUGUGAAAGUUUAUUUUUGCUAUAUCUUAUAUUUUGAAAAAGUUUUGUAAACUUCAGGCAAGAAUAAAAAUUUGGUGGGACUAAAUUAGAAAGGAAGAAGUCUAUCCACAAAAUAAUCAUCUAUAAGGAGUUUGCAUAAUUAAUUAACGGAAGUAAUCGGACUCGGUGUGUAUUACCAUGGCACAAUGGCUGCUCGCAGGUCAGCCUUAUCUGCUAGUGAAAUAUCGGGAAGUGAACCAUUAAAAGAACUUUUUGAAGCAUGCAGGAAUGGCGAUUUACUUCGUGUGAAAAAACUCGUUAAUAGUCAAAAUGUUAAUGCUCGUGAUACAGCGGGUCGCAAGUCCUCUCCACUUCACUUUGCUGCAGGUUUUGGUCGUCGUGAAGUAGUGGAGCAUUUACUUAGUCUUGGUGCUGUGGUUGGUGCUCGUGAUGAUGGAGGCCUCAUCCCAUUACACAAUGCCUGUUCCUUUGGGCAUGCUGAAGUUGUUUCAAUUUUGCUAAAGGCUGGUGCUGAUCCUAAUGCCCGUGAUAACUGGAACUACACUCCUCUACACGAAGCUGCCUCAAAGUCUAAGUUUGAUGUUUGUAUAGUUUUACUACAGCACUUUGCAGACCCCAGUAUACGGAACACAGAUGGAAAAACACCGCUCGACCUUGCUGAUACCUACGCUCGUUCUGUCCUCACUGGUCAAUAUAAGAAGGAAGAAGUUCUUGAAGCAGCCCGAGCUGGUCAGGAAGAACGGCUCAUGUCUCUACUGACUCCCCUAAACGUUAACUGCCACGCCAGCGACGGUCGCAAGAGCACGCCCCUCCACCUCGCCGCUGGCUACAACCGCACCCUCGUGGUGGCUGCCCUGCUGCAGCGCGGUGCUGAUGUCCACGCCAAGGACAAGGGAGGUUUGGUUCCUCUACAUAACGCUUGUUCCUAUGGGCAUUACGAAGUAACUGAGUUGCUGCUCAAGGCUGGUGCCAACGUCAACGCCAUGGACCUAUGGCAGUUCACUCCUCUGCACGAGGCUGCUGCUAAGGCCAGGAUUGAGGUUUGCUCACUGCUGCUGGCUCACGGUGCUGACCCUACGUUGCUCAACUGCCACUCUAAGAGCGCCAUCGACCUCGCCCCCUCCCGCGACCUGCAAGACCGACUCACCUACGAGCAUGCCGGCCACAGCGUGCUGGAGGCCUGCCGACAGGGUGACGCUGCGAAACUGAAGCGCCUCCUGACCUCACAACUCGUCAGUUUCUCGCACCCCUUCACUCAUGACACUCCAUUGCACUGCGCGGUGUCCUGUGGUGGUGCGCGGUGCCGUGCAGUAGUGGAGCUGCUACUGCGCAAGGGCGCCGGUCCUCUCGCGUCCGAAAAGAACAAAGACGGGCUCACUGCCCUGCACCUUGCCGCGCAGUGCGGGCCGGUGGCCGCAGACCUGCUCGAGCUGCUCCUCAGACACGGCGCUAAAGUCAACGUCCUCGACGGGGCCGGACAAACCGCUCUGCACCACGCGGCGAGCUGUGGGGACGCUAAGGCAUGCCACGUGUUGCUGCAGUUCGAGGCGGACACGAGCAUCACGGACGCUCAGGGCCACACCGCUGCACACCUCGCCCCCCUCCACCUCGCGCCCCUCAUUGCUGGUGACGAUGGCAGUUUAGUCCCCAUGGGCGUGGCAACAUCCAGCAGCAGCAGCAGCUCUAACAACAACAAUAAUAAUAACAGCGGCAGUGGAGCGGUCUCCAUACCCAGCACUGGCAGCCUCUGUACAGACAGGGAGCAGCAAAUGCUGGAGGCGGCUCGCGCGGGAGACGUAGAGUGCGUGCGGAGCAUCUUAGCAGCGCAGCCCAGCCUUGUGAAUGUGCGGGACCUGGACGGCCGGCACAGCACGCCGCUACACUUCGCUGCCGGCUACAACCGCGUGCCCAUAGUGGAGAUGUUGCUGCACCACGGCGCUCAUGUGCACGCCAAGGAUAAGGGGGGGCUGGUGCCGCUGCACAACGCGUGUUCAUACGGCCACUACGAGGUGACAGAACUGCUUGUUCGUCACGGAGCUUCUGUCAACGUUGCGGAUCUGUGGAAGUUCACUCCGCUGCAUGAAGCAGCAGCCAAAGGGAAAUUUGACAUCGUCAAACUUCUCCUAAAGCAUGGAGCGGACGUGAACCGUAAGAACCGAGAUGGCCACACGCCUCUGGACCUCGUGAGGGACAGUGACCAGGACGUUGCAGAUCUCCUGAGAGGCGACGCGGCUCUUCUCGACGCCGCGAAGAAAGGCGCCCUCGCGCGAGUCCAGCGCCUUACAACCACUGACAACAUCAACUGCAGAGACUCCCAAGGAAGAAAUUCCACGCCGCUGCACCUAGCUGCUGGAUACAACAACUUGGACGUAGCAGAGUUUCUACUACAGAAGGGUGCGAAUGUGAAUGCUCAAGACAAGGGUGGCCUAAUCCCAUUGCAUAACGCUUCAUCCUACGGCCAUAUGGACCUCGCUUCCCUUCUUAUUCGUUAUGAGACUAACGUGAACGCAACGGAUCGUUGGGGCUACACUCCCUUGCACGAAGCGGCACAGAAGGGCAGGACUCAUUUAUCAGCUUUGCUUUUGGCGCACGGCGCUGACCCCUUCAUGAGAAACCAGGAAGGUCAGACUCCUCUGGACUUGGCCACAGCUGAUGACGUGCGUAGUCUCCUACAGGAUGCAAUGAUGAGUCCCCCUACUGCCGGCAGUGCUUCUGCAGUCGGUGAUUCUUUAGGUAUGACAGCCGCCGGCUUGUCCUUAGUACCGUCUUUAGCUUCUUCAGGUGCCAACUUGGUGAGCAGCGGUAGUAGUGGCAGUGCAAGUCCUCCUUUAAUGGGUGGUCUGUGUGCGUCUCUAGCUGCACCUUCUUCACCUGCCCGAGGACUUUUAUCACCUGCGCCAUCUUUACUUUCGUUGCUUCCCUCGCCACAGCCGCAAGAAGUCGAGACGAUCGUAAUGCCAAGUGGUGCUAGCCUCACUUUCUGUCCCAUGGAGAGCAGCGAGGCCGCGGCUGCUGUAGUUGCUGCUGACAUGCCGGCGACGGUGCAGCAGCUGCUCAGGAGUCUAGGGCUUGAGCAGCUUUGUGGUCUUUUUGAGCGCGAGGACAUCAGUUUAGAUGUGCUGUGUGAGAUGAGUCACGAUGACCUGCGGACGGUGGGAGUUGCAGCUUAUGGGCACCGUCACAAGCUGAUGAAGGCUGCGCAGCGCAUCAGGCAACAUCACAGCACCGUGAGUGGCAUCAACAGCGGCUGUACUGUGCUUGUUGAACUCUCCGCAGAUGACAGGGAGUUCGUUGCCGUCGACGAAGAAAUGCAGAACACCAUUAGAGAGCAUCGCGACAACGGUCACGCUGGUGGUAUUUUCUGCAAGUAUAAUAUUGUCAAGAUUCAGAAGGUCCGUAACAGACGUCUCUGGGAACGCUACCGCCAUCGCAGAGGAGAGGUCGGCCACGAGUGCGGCGGUUCUCCCAACGAACGCAUGCUGUUCCACGGCUCGCCUUUUAUUUCGGCCAUCGUGCAGAAAGGAUUCGAUGAAAGACACGCCUACAUUGGCGGCAUGUUUGGUGCCGGUAUUUAUUUUGCGGAACACUCGAGCAAGAGCAACCAAUAUGUCUACGGGAUCGGUGGAGGCACGGGCUGCCCUGUUCACAAGGACCGUUCGUGCUACAUCUGCUGCAGACAAGUGGUGCUGUGCCGCGUCACUUUGGGCCGCUCUUUCUUGCAAUUUUCGGCUCUGAAAAUGGCCCACGCUCCCCCUGGUCACCAUAGUGUCGUGGGACGACCCAGCGCGGGGGGGCUCUGCUAUCCUGAAUACGUUGUCUACAGAGGGGAACAGGCGUACCCGGAGUACCUAAUUACAUACCAGAUCGUCCGUCCAGAAGAGGAGCAGAACAAAGAAGAGGUCCCCCCGCGUGACGCGUAGUGAUGCCCUUUGUAUUAUAGUGCUGCUGCCCUCAGGUCCUGUCUUCAAAUCUGCAGCCCCACCUACUCCGGAUAUCUAGGCUUUAGACGCUUACAAGUUGCACAAACCUUAAACUUUUCUUUGUUGCUACAUCAACCGUCGUCAAAGUUGUAUGUAUCUAAAGGCAUGUGAGCUCGAGUUAUCGUCUGUUGAUGAAGGGUUAAAUGACGCAAUUAUCUCAUGUGAACUGAUAGCGAGGGUCAAAUCGUUAGCUAGGAUAAGAUGUUGUGUUGUAUCUGGUCUUGUUUGGGAAUGUCAGCCUCAAAUCAUAGAGGUGGUGGUGAGAGGUUUAACGUUCGUUUAAAUUCGUUGACAAGACUGAAAGCUAUCAACGUCGGAUAAUACUGAACGUGAGAGAACAUGUUGAUAUAAUUUGAGAUUUUUACCAAAUGAACAAUUUAUAAUCGCAGUCAUUGUUCCGUGUCUACACUCUAUUAUUCCAAUUCUCUUAAUGUGGACCAAACUGUUUCCUGCAAUCGCAUGGCUCACUUUGUUCAUAAGAGAAAACGAAAGGUCUCGAGUAGUUGCUGUCUAAUGAACAAUUUGUAGUUAACAAAUAUUUGAAAAGGUUUUAACCUUAAUGUUUUGUUCCGAAAGUAAGCUGCAGUUUUGAAUAGCUCUGCUUCGAAGCAAUGUGGUCGAGUUUAUUUGCUCAAUUUAUGGGAGACUCUUGAGUAUGACCGUUCAUUGCUACCUUGUUCUUGUUAUUAUUUUUCUAAUACUCCGACCCGUGAUGAAACAUUCCAAUUUUAGUGAGUUUGACAUUCAUUAAACUCUGAUAUUAUUUAGUUUUAGUGCAUGAAUCCAUCAUGAACGUCAUGACUAAGCAUGUUUUUUCUUGUUACCUUUUAUAAUAGACUCCAAAUUGUAUUAUAUUUCAGAUGUGUGUGUGACACUCUCCAAGAUAUGUCGCCAAUUUUAGUCGCAGGAACUUGAAUUGUUCAAAAAAUUUGAAAAAAGCGUCUUUAGACUCGUAUGCGCUUCGGAUGUUUGCUAAAUCGUGAGAUUUUCAUUGCUUAGUUCAGAGAUAAAGUGUGCCUAAUGAUGAAUGGAUUUUAAUACAAUUUUCCCAUUCAAUCGAGUUAACGGAUAAUUAUUGUCGUUUGUUGCUAAAUAGUUGCUUAAAUUUUGCUCUCAUCUGGAUUACCUGUAUUAGCUUUGCGAUUCAUCACCUGCCUUAUAUUUUCUCCCACUUCCACUCUACUUAUUUUUGAUGUUUGGAAAUAAAAAUCGGUGGGAACGAAGUCUUCUAAUGUUAAGGCAGGAAUCAUCAAUCCACAUUCAGUUAUCAAACGAAAUAUGUAAGUUUCUAGGUAUAGAUCUAGAUCGCUGUUCCCAGUCAUUCAAGUAAGGAAUUGGAGUUGAAUCACACCGUCACGUCACGAGAGUUUAUGAAACUUAAGUUUGUAAUUUAUUAUUCAUAGUAAUACCAGUGAUUUUACAGUUCGAUAGCUGUAAUACAUUUUUUGUUUGAUCUCGUACAUGACAUCCUCUUCUAUCAUCGCUUGCAGGGCAAAUUUGAUCCUUCUAUUCAUCAAGAAGCCGGAACUCUGGAAGCUUUUCGUUUAACCACAUGAUAAUAUGGAAAAGCUAUUCUUGAAGUUCCGGUUUAAGUGUGCAUUAAUUUGCUUACUUCUACGAUAAUCUUGUAAUUCUUGUACACAGUGCUGCCAGCUAAAUGUGAUGAUAUGCAGAUAUUUUAUCAACGAACGACUGGACUUCAUUUUGUUACGAAGAUGGCAUCUUGAUUCUACUUCUGCGCAAUUUUUUUUACAGAAUUCGGGUACAAAUUCUGAAAUAGACGAAUCAAGUCAAGCUUUAGUUUGUACAGGAAGACGAAGUUGCUCUUCAGUUUUUCCUCGGCAUACGUAGAGAUGCCUACUAUGUCCUUAUUAAGAAAAAGUAUUGUUGCUACAUUCAUUUAUGUCCAGAUUAACUUUUUUUCUCUGGUCACGUUAAAACUGACGUUAAAAUAAGCUUUUUUAUUUGUUAUUUUGUCAUUUUAUACACCAUCAUAUUUUCAGUGUUGAGAACAUUCACUACGAGCGCUUGUGAAUCUAUUCAAUGAUGUCUAAUUGCAGCUAUCGACUAUCCUCAUCGUUCUGGAAAGGCCGCCAUAAGGUCAUGUACACGUCAUUGAUAUUUCGGUGCGAAAUUUUCCACUAAAGUAGUGGCAAUUCCAACCUUUGUAAAUACGCUAUGAAUUUUAAUCAAGAGCGUCACCUGAUAAAAUGACGCUUAGCUGUUGUAUGCGUGAGCGUUUCAAUCAGUUGAAAACUUGAAAGUGUCCUCCGUCCGAUGUCUCCUCUAAUAAUCCAAAUUCUGUUUUUUUAUUCGAUCCACAUAAACUGCUCAAUGCUCAGGAUUCAUUUGGUUGUUUAUCAAAUUUAUAUUAUUCAUAAGGAAAUUUCACAGGUUCUCAGUGCAUUCAGCUGUUCAAGUUCAUCUUUAUUUAUCUUGAUAAUUUUGUGUUCAGUGUUGGUCGGUUGAUACCUAGCGAAUGUUCAUAUUUAUGAUGUGUAGGAGGCUGGAUUUUAAAGAGUGGUAGUGUACUGACAGUAAUAGAUUUACUCGCGUUUUUAUCUACAAAUUUACUAACAUUAGCACUACUUCCUAGGCUACAAAAUAUUACUCGGUCGUUGAAAUUAUUGUAGUUGAAAUUUAUAUAGGCAUAAUGAACGAGAUGUGCAAUAGUUGAUCAGAAACAGCAAUUAUUCCCUUGGCCUUCUGUGGUGAUUUCCUCCUUAACGUUUCUGAAAAGUUUAUGUAUUAAAUCGAAUUUGUUUCGUGUACGUUCGCACUCGUGUGUUCGCGAAGCUUGAUACAAUGCCGAUCAGUUAACCAGUAUUAUUCUGAAGUGUCGAAUCAGAUCGCGGGGCAGUCGAACGUCUUAGAGUGGAUUACUCCUGCAAUUAUAUCGCAUAAUAACAAAUUAAACCUAGUUACGAGAGUCGUUUUUAACUGCUCAGCGCGGCAAUAAAAACUGAAAUUAAUGUGCUAGUGGAAAUCGGCUAAAGAAUGGAACUUAUUUUGUUGCAGGAUGAAUACGUCGUGAUUACCUAGAAAUCCGUUGGUUCGCAAGUGGAAGCCGAACCUUUAACUUCUCUAAUGCUAUUUCAAACAUUUGGGUUCUCUCGAGAUGAGGUGGGAGAAGUGGGGUUGCUUCUCGCAAAUAGCUUCUGUACACGAUGAUAAUUUGUAGAUAACGUGCGGCAUGAUCUCUACUACUUUUUUACAAUUUCAACUUUCUUGUGUGUCGAUGAGCUGAUAUAGAAUUUAUAGAACUCUU
This is a messenger RNA of Hyalella azteca, 7305 nucleotides long. It is a transcript of the gene Tnks, whose product is annotated as poly [ADP-ribose] polymerase tankyrase-2. Gene Ontology annotation, molecular function: NAD+ poly-ADP-ribosyltransferase activity; protein binding. Bases 243 to 3977 code for a protein of 1244 amino acids. The transcript has 18 exons. Gene Ontology annotation, cellular component: cytoplasm; nucleus. Lineage: Eukaryota; Metazoa; Arthropoda; Malacostraca; Amphipoda; Hyalellidae. The record is from RefSeq and is a predicted model, not a curated record.